Neocloeon triangulifer is the source of this 2104-nucleotide messenger RNA. Its product is annotated as probable ubiquitin carboxyl-terminal hydrolase MINDY-4. Gene Ontology annotation, molecular function: K48-linked deubiquitinase activity; cysteine-type deubiquitinase activity. The record is from RefSeq and is a predicted model, not a curated record. The coding region runs from base 197 to 2002 and encodes 601 amino acids. The transcript has 9 exons. Gene Ontology annotation, biological process: protein K48-linked deubiquitination. Lineage: Eukaryota; Metazoa; Arthropoda; Insecta; Ephemeroptera; Baetidae.
ACGGGCGUCUUUCUCCACACAACCAGGCGGAAUCUCGUCUUUUGGGCUGUUCUUCCAGAUUCCCCGCCAGAUGGCUCCACCGUCGCUGCCGUAAAAUAACAAAAGCGGCGCGAAAAGCUCCUCCGACUUCUGGCGUCUUGCAUUUGAAAUUUGAAUCCCCUGCUUUUCCGAUUUUCCACGCCACGGACUGGCCUUAAUGGGCGAUUUGUUGCAGAGCACCGUGGAAAAUGUCGCCCUGUCGCUGAUCAGGGAGUUUCUAUCCACCAAGGGCUUCCAUUCUGUUCUCCUUAACAUGGACGUGGAGAUUCCGAGAGGUCCAAACUCAAUCAGCAGCAGACAUCUGUUGUCCUCAUUAUUGGGUCUCCAGCGACCGGCUAAGGGAGAGGGAAGCAUUCUGGAAACGCUGGUCACAAAAACCCUAGGGAAAAAAGCCAGCACGCUUUUUGCAAAUAAAAUAAACGCAUCAAACACUUACAGGGAAGAGAAGGAAAUUCUGGAACUAACAGAUGUCAAUGAAAAAAUAUCACUCUCAGCGUCUUCACUAUUAGUUUUAAAUGAAAUUGAAGAAGUCGAUGAUGAUACUGAGUCAAUGCCAAUUAGUGAACCAAGUAGUAGAUCAGAAAAAUUAGGAGCAAGCAGUUGUGAAAGCGCAAGUGGAAAUCAGGUUGAUAAAAUUGAAGUCAAGCAAUCAAAUAUUGACGACAGCAGCUUAAGUUUAACUGAUGACAAUUUAAAAGAAAUUGAGACUGACCUUGUAGUGACCAAUUUAGCAGACAAUUUUGAUAUUGAGCAGACUCCAGAAACAGAAGGAAUCAAUGAAACAGUCGACAGCUUGGAAGAAAGUUGUGAUAAGAUGAAUUGUGAGAUGGAGUCGACAACAGUUGAGAAAACAAAAGUGUCAAAUGCACCUUUGCCAAAGGAAGAGAAAAUAAUAUUCUCCCAGAAACGGCUAUUGAAAGUGACAACACUGCCAGAACCAAAGUUAAAAAACGAAUCUGUCAAUACUCCAAGCGACACAAUGGAAACUACGGUUGAAAAAGAAAUGCCGGAACUGGAAAAAGAAACCGAUACAGCACCUCCGCCAGAAGAAACUUGCUCUCGCCCUUUGACCCUUCCAUCGGCCAUGGAGCUUAAAAGCGUCCUUCUUGGAACACCUGAAGGCCAAUUUUUUAAGGAAUGGAAAGAGAGACAAUUAUUUAUACCCGGCGCCGACGGUCUCCAAAAUUUCGAGAAUGGAAUUAAUGGAAUUCUGGCAGUGGUUCAGGGUUUUAUUUCAAAAGAGGUAACUUUCUGCAGGGUUGAUAAAAAAGAGGAAGCCUUUAUUCGGGCCGUGUCGGAAAUCCUAUGGCAGUGCGGCCAGAAGAGCAGAGCCUGUUUAGCAAUUUGCGGGGAAGAAGAACGUCUCGUCGGUUGCGGUCGCUACAGGAGAGACGGGAUUACGGAGGCAAUGAUUUUGCUGCAUUUCAACUCGAUGGAGGACACCGCGGCAGGAGUCGAACGGCACGUGGGACAGCUGAAGGCUCCAGGUGGCCUGCUUUUGUUAGUCGCCUCCCUCGUCUUAUCAAAGGGACUCGACGAGUUCAGGGGUCGGCCUCCAUUGUUGAGCCGCGCAAAUGUUUCCCUGGUCAAUCUGGCCCUGACAGGAAGACUCGACAUGAGGGAGGCGAAACAAAGGGCGGAGAUCGGGCUUUUGUCCCUGGCGGAACACUACGGCCACAUUAGGGUGCCUUCGUGCUUGAAAACGCCGCGCUGGCCCAUUUGGGUGGUGGAAUUGGGACCAGAUAAGUACUCGGUCAUUUUGUCCGUCAACCCGAAACUGGUGGCCGACUGGAGGGCCGAACUGGCAUUCCGCCUGCAGAUCCUCGACGGCGACGGAAUAAAAAAUGCCGCGAUAACGACCGGAGGCGAGUUGCACGAAGAGGAAGAGAAAACUGCCUCUUAUUUGGAGAUGACGAUCAGGACCAAGUGGAGUGGCGCUCAAAUCCAAUGGAUUCCGAAAUAAUGUAGCAAAAAUACUGCCAGCAAGUGAUUAUUUAAUGUAGAAUUUAGAUUUUACACAAUUCCUAUUCAUUCUAGUCAAUUGAAAUUUACACCUUUGUCAAAC